Messenger RNA from Exophiala mesophila, 3682 nucleotides. RefSeq lists its product as uncharacterized. Gene Ontology annotation, biological process: ascospore-type prospore membrane formation; protein localization to prospore membrane. Lineage: Eukaryota; Fungi; Ascomycota; Eurotiomycetes; Chaetothyriales; Herpotrichiellaceae. Bases 207 to 3461 code for a protein of 1084 amino acids. Gene Ontology annotation, cellular component: prospore membrane. The transcript has a single exon. The record is from RefSeq and is a predicted model, not a curated record.
GAACAGUUGAAAGGUUGAAAGGAUUCUUGAUUCUAUUCAACGUCCACACACAACAUGCAUCCAAUGCUCUAUAUUCAUACUUCAUGAGAGAUCAUGUCACUGCCAUCGCUGCCAUUGCUAUCACUAGCAUUCAGCAUGCAUAUACACUCGCCUAAAAUUCCCUCAAUCUGAAACUCACCGAGUAGCACACAGCAUCCUACUUCAUCAUGACCACCUCCAGAGUCAUGCCUGUGGGCAGUUUGACUACUCCCCACCAUGUCGAUGUACUCGAUCCCGAUUCCUACACUGCACAAAGGUUAAAACAUGCCUCACCCGAGCACCUUCACAUGACCUCCCGUCGUUUCUUCAUCGGACCUAUUCCCGAAGGAUGGCUCAACAGCAACAGGAAGUCAUGGUACAAAAGGAGGCUAGAGCUGAGCAAUUACACCUCCCGGUCGGUCACCUUCCGCGCUGCUUCUGGUGAUUAUCAACAUCACAGGAUGAUGACUGGCUUGAAUGGUCCAUCCACAGCGGCCAGGAUGAGUUUGAGCUUCCCUCAGCCAGAAGAUGUCGAUGAUGAGCAAACUUCCCCUGGAGACACACCCUCUGAGACUGACGACGAUGAUGUGGAAAGAGAAACAAGAAAUCUUGCUCCGGUAGCUACAACCGAAGUUGGAGAAGGACUGGAUGAAGACCUUCUUCCCGAACAGAGGGAGGAUGAAGACCACGGAGCCGACGGGGAAAGCAGGCGUCAUGAUGCUGCACCUGCGCCAGGCGAUGCAACUCACAACCUAACCAAAGUAACGACCGACACAAAGUCUGUAGUGGCAGAAUCCUUCAAGACUGCGAGAGAAGAAACAGAGCCCUCUGAAGACACUGCACCUGCCAUUCAAAUCGAAACCCAUGAUAGUCCAAGCAACGAGGACCCCGAAGGCCAAGGGCCCUCUAAUCGAGCAUCCCUGCAACCUUCUGGUGCCACGAUGGAAGACAAUUUAGACGCAAACUCGAGGACUGGUCUCUUGCCCGCUGAAGACGACGCCAAAUCACGACGACAUUCCUUGAUACGCCACGAGCCAGCUCCCGUGAGCGAUACUUUACCUUACAAGCUUGGCCGUGGCAACACUGGUGUGAGGUUCAAGGUCACUGAAGGGGUGCUGCAAGGUCGUCAACGCAUCGAAAACAAAGCUGAGAGAGCCAAAGAUCGCGUAGUGCGGAAAGCCAUGCGAAGAAAUACCCUGCUCGAAGGCACCAUCGUCAAGAUGGAACUGAUGCUCACCAGAAUUGACACGACUAUCCAACAGGUUCCUGACGACUUUGACGAGAAUGAGAGCAUGAAAAUAGAAACCAGGCCGUUGAAGAAGUGGAGGGAAUUUAUGAUUGUGGCACGCAAGAGCAAGAAGCAAUCAGCUCACGAUUUUCGACUCCAGAUUUAUAAGACCAGAGUCAUCCCAGAAAUCGAUGAUGAAACAACCAAAAAGAAGCCCACCCACGAGAUUCGGCUCGACCCCAAAACAACACGUGUUAAUCUGUACUCCUCGCUCGACAAAACGGUCGUUAUUUGGCAUCCCUACAAGAAGGGCACCAGGAUCGUGAUAAUGCGCCCUUCUUCAACUGCUCACUCUGUCGAAUGGUACACUUUCCUUCGAGAUGCCUUGGGCUGGCAGCGUCCCACAACUCUCCAGGUCGAUGUACCUGAUCUGGACGUUGUUCUCAAAGUAGAGGACCCCUUUGGAGAGAUUCAUGUUGCGGGACUCGGAGCUGCCGAUGAAGAAACCGCCAUCGCUCAGACGAUAGCAGCGGAAAAGGCCGUGGCUGGCCGAAUCAUCUCGCAGUGUCUGGCAAUGCUUGAGGGAGAUCCGGAAUGGUCCAGCAUUCUCAAGUCCUGGAGUGAAACCGCAAAGAUGGGCUUAGCUUGGAAGAGAUACGACCGCUUGGAAUGGAUCUACGGCAUCAAUGAACAAAAGAUGUACGGCUCCAUGGCCAUGCAAAAGUAUUAUGACUUGGAACUGAGACCCAAGCAACAUUUCCCUACUGCGGCAUACGGAAAGAAGGGCAAGCUUCAUAACGAGCCACCACCUGUGGAAGGCUUCCUGGUUCGACUCACCUCUCAAAAAGGUGUUCAGCAGCGGUUCGGAAAGGCGUUCUUCAAGCGACUAUACUUCUCUACGCAAGAUCAGUUCCUGAUGUUCAACCGACCUGCAAAAUCGACGCCUCCGCACCCACCACGCCUUGCUACCAUUAGCGGUAGUAACAUACCCUCGGCCCACGAAAUAAUUGAGAACAUGCCAUUGAUGUUUGACGUUGAGCCCUACAAGUUACACGAUGAUCACUUGGCUUGGUUGUCAAACGCAAGUAAGGAAUCCGCAAAGAUUCAUGACCGAGACGCUGUCGAGGAAGCAAGGCGCAACAUUGCCAACCUUGCUGAUGCCGAUGGCUAUAUCAACAUGUGUAACAUCCGAAAAGUCCGCCACAUGAAAUGGGGGGCAUCUGUCGCGGACGAGGUACUGGAAGAAGGUUCAGAUUCCGACGUUGACUUUCAUGAAGACGUCAACGACACGACUGCGGACGAUGGCACUACCAAAGGCAUCGAUGGUGAACGCACCUUUGAGAUAAUGCUCGACAAUGGUCUUGUGGUUCGACUUCAAGCUUUCUCGAAGGAGACUCGUGAUGAAUGGAUCCACAGGCUCCGCAAGCUGGUCAAAUACUGGAAACUUCGGACCACCGCCGAGAUGGAUACAUACAAAGCAGUGCGCCGCGCCAACCUUGAACAGUUGAACGUUGAUGAGGAAAUGGAGGCUCUUCUAGGUCAAUUUGCCAAAAAGUGGGAGGUUGGUCGCGCUCAGGCGUCCCCUGAAUUGUACAACAUGUGUGGGAUCAGCAGUUGUCGAAGCAUCACCCUUGCUGGAUCUUUGUACAUGAAGAUGCGACGAAGAGCAGCUUUCCAUCGAGGCCAGGUUAUCCUCAGUGGAGGGCAGUUGAUCGUGUAUCAAGGAUCGGUCCGAAAAACGACAGGCGAACAGAUUCGACGCAUUCAUCAAGACAAGCAGCAGGUCAUUGACCUCAAACAUUGCUAUGUAUACAGUGGGUUGAUCGUGGAGGAUGACCUCCUUUAUCAGAACAAAACGUUUGAUGCCAAUCACCCUGGCAUGGCUGCCUUGCCACGUGUGUACCCCGAGGACGGUUGGACGAGUGCCGACAUUGACGUGAUGACAUGUUUCGUGGUGUGGAUGAAUAAAAGGAAAGGGUGGUUCCGGACAGCGGGAGCACCCAAGGACGAAAAUGAUGGCAACAAGCAGACUGGAAACCGAGCUAGGCUAAGACGAGUUCGACAGCUGGGAGUACCUGGACGAGGGAUUGUGUUCAAAUGUCGAAGCAGAGCAGAAAGAGAUCAUUGGGUCCUUAGUGUGGCCAGUGAGAUCGAGAGGGUUGUGGAGAUGGAAGCUGCGAAAUCGGGCGAGGAAGAAGUCCGAUUUGAAGCUUAAGUCUUGUCUUGCUUACCACUGUGGCUACAGUGAAAUGAAGAGGUGAUCUUGCUGGAAUUGACUAUAUAAUGACAUUACUAAUGGCCCAAGGAUGAGAGCUAUUGUUACUAUUAUACUAUUGUUAUUUGUAUUGUAAUUGUUGGGUUCUGAUCCACCGGGUGAUAGAUCAUUCAUUCCUCUUGAUUUGUUGGCUACCUAAGACAAUCCAUCGGGUACAUGUG